AAGUUUUAUUGGGCCGAAAAGAGAAAAAGGUCAGAUAGGCCCAUAAAAAGUUGGACAAUACAAAGCGUUUACAAUUUGUCAAUUGCAAAUUUCGUGAGAUGCUUCUUCUACUCGUCAUCUCUGUUUGGUAAAGUGAUCACAAGGUGUUCGAUAUAAUACCUGAAAGAGUUUCCGAAGGUGUGAAGAUGAUGAUCUUGGAUGUUUGCUCAGAGGUUAUAAAGAUCCAGAAGCUACGACGGGCUGUCUCUUACGCCGGAUUCUACUGCUUCACUGCUGCCCUCACAUUCUUCUAUACAAACAACACAACAAGAGCAGGAUAUUCCAGGGGAGAUCAGUUUUAUGCAUCUUACCCUGCUGGCACCGAACUUUUGACCGACACAGCUAAGCUGUACAAAGCGGCGCUUGGGAAUUGCUAUGAAUCUGAAGAUUGGGGUCCUGUUGAAUUCUGCAUAAUGGCUAAGCAUUUUGAUCGCCAGGGAAAAUCUCCAUACGUUUACCACUCCCAAUACAUGGCUCACCUUCUAUCUCAAGGCCAACUCGAUGGAAGUGGCUAGUGGCGCCAGCUCUCUUUGUUUCAGCUUUGUGCCUAAUCUUGUUAUAGCAAAUUCGAAUCCUGGUAUCUUGGAACAUUUGUAUGGUGUUUGUAUAAGUCCGGAACCGUACCAUUGGCUUACAUGGAUUAUUCAGAUUUGUACUCUGAAAAUUAAGAGCAUGUAAUUCCCGCAGAGGCACAAUGUAAUAAACAUAUAGCAUAGCAAAGCAACAAUCCGGGGAAAAACUUUGGUUACCACCUUGAAAGAAAUGGGGAAAACUGACAGAGCAAGAAGCUUUCCAUCAUCAGCAGAGACGUUUGAUAAAAGAAAGGUCAAGAUUUCAUUCCACGAAAAAUCUGCCGAAAAUAAACAUCUCAUUCUGGAUGUGGUAUAUGAAAUGGGAUUGUACAUGGAGUUUGAAAAACUUGGCAAAGAGAAUCAUGGAAGGAACUAACCAUUUGA
Arabidopsis thaliana (thale cress) is the source of this 995-nucleotide messenger RNA. RefSeq lists its product as uncharacterized. The record is from RefSeq and is marked reviewed. Bases 186 to 554 code for a protein of 122 amino acids. The transcript has 4 exons. NCBI's taxonomy places the organism in Eukaryota, Viridiplantae, Streptophyta, Magnoliopsida, Brassicales, Brassicaceae.